AUGGUUAACUUCUUUCGAAAGUUCAUACAAAAUUUCGCCGCCAUAGCAGCACCCCUGUAUGAACUAACCAAGGACAAAGCAAAAUUUGAAUGGGGUCCGCGCCAGCAACAAGCUUUUGACGAACUACGGAAUAAACUCAUAACCAAGCCAUGUUUGGCGUUCCCUCAAGAACGUGAUUUUAUCCUCCACACGGAUGGUAGUCAAGUUGCCGUAGGCGCCGCAUUAUUCCAGCAAGCAGCCAGCGAUGAGAAAUCCCUAUUAGCUAUUGGCUAUUACAGUAAAGCUCUAUCCCAGUCUCAACAAAAGUGGAGUCCCACUCAUAUAGAACUUUUUGCAAUGGUAAGCGCUCUUCGUUUCUUCAAAGCCACUAUUUACGGCCAUUUGACCCGUAUUUUUUCUGACCACCGCCCACUGACGUAUCUUCUCAAACACAAUAAGACCCAUGAUAAUUUAGCGCGAUGGGUAAUAGAGUUGCAAAGUUAUAACAUAACCAUAGAAUAUUUGAAGGGAUCAUCAAAUGUUGUGGCCGAUUGCCUUUCACGAUCAGUCAACCCUCAGACUCAGUUUCAGGAUAACACCCCAGAGUCUGAAGACAUAGUAGAAUUUCCUAUGUGUCUAGCGGUACAAGGUUAUUGUUUGCGUUCUCUCCAACCAACCAAUUCCUCCCUUGUUACUCCAAUCGCGAUUAAGCCCUAUGAUGCCUUACUAGAGCAGAAGCGCGACCCAGUUUGUAGCCCUAUCAUGUCGUUCCUGGAAACAGGACAAUUUCCCGAAAAUGUCUCGGAAACAGAUAAGGCCCAAUGGCUUCGCUUAGCUGAAGAUUGUCACCUACGCGCAAAUGGUUGUUUGUACCAUCUUACCAAGUCCCCCCAGCGCCCCGACGCCGUUAUAGAACAACUCUUCUUACCGGAAAAACUCCGUGAACCAGUCUUUCACGCAAUGCACACCAGCGCUACAGCUGGCGGACAUUUUAAUUGGCGCAAAACUUUAGCGAAAAUCGCGCGAAAAUACUUUUGGCCACAUAUGUCCGAGCAGAUUUUCGCCCUCUCCAAGGCGUGUGAUUCCUGCCAACGCAAACGCGCCCAGGCACUCAAUCGCGAGAAAUUACUCCCAGUAGUCACCACAACCGUAUUCGAUAAAGUUUAUAUGGACCUUACCGGUCCUUUACACACUUCCGAAUCAGGUAAUAAGUACGUGUUGGCCCUGUUGGACCACUUCUCCAAGUAUGUUAUCACAGCACCCUUACCGGAUUGCAGCGCGGUCACAGUAGCUCACGCCAUUAUGACUGAAUGUAUACUCAAAUUCGGUGUCAUGACACAGCUUAUUUCAGACAAUGCCUCCUACUUCAAAGGAGAGCUCAUAUCCGAGAUUGGACGGUUGCUACGCAUUGGACGAUAUUUCACUACCCCGUAUCGCCACGAAGGCAAUGGAGCUUACGCAAACGAUCCUGGCCCCGGGCAGCCUGCUAAUCCUAGCGCUAGCCCUGCUGGGCCCUCACCAGUGACAUCCUCGUCAGGAUUACCCGGCGAGGCUAUGGAAUGCGACUCGACAGUUACUCCUACACCAGCUGCAGGCAUGGAACAACUAACCGCGCCUACUCAUGUGCCACUCACCUCCGAGUCGAGAGAAAUGGAAGCAUUAAUGUCCACUUCCACCAGUGCCGAGCGUGAAUCUUCCUCAACCUCUGAUCUUGGGGUCCCCGCACGCGAGGAGCAUGACAGCGAAUGGCUUUGGCUUGAAGAUCGUCUUGACCAGUUUGAUAGCUACAUUCGUGAUCCUCGCGCAGCGAAGAAGCGCAUGGCUCAUCUCUUUAGAGUUGCUUGUUCAGCACUCGCUGCGGCCGAAUCGUCUACUGAAGAACCUUGA
Messenger RNA from Cylicocyclus nassatus, 1866 nucleotides. The record is from the annotation of a GenBank genome assembly. Lineage: Eukaryota; Metazoa; Nematoda; Chromadorea; Rhabditida; Strongylidae.